AAAGAAAUAUAGUCGUGUCUUACAGGCCUUAGACAUAGAACAUAUCAUCUCUAAACCUGACAUUGCAAGUAUACCAGACGAAUUUGGAUUUUAUCGAAUUAACGAUUCAACGUUGCCUUCAAGAAAGAAAUGAUGCUCGGUCACGUACAACCGUCGCAUCCGAUCAUCAAGUCCUUCGUUUUCUUCGACCUGGAAACGUCGGCUCUGCACGCCGAAGACAGACCCAAGGUCACCGAACUGUGCCUGAUCGCCGUACACAGGUCCAGCGUCGAGAGCUCGGACACCGCGCCGAGGGUGAUGGACAAGCUGACGCUGUGCAUGUAUCCCAACAAGGAAAUCUCCCCGAUCGCUUCGAAUCUGACUGGUCUCCACAAUGCUCUUAUGUUGAAUAACGACAAGCGACCUUUCGACGUCCAGGUUUGUGAGUCGAUAUGCGCCUUCCUCGGCAGACAGGCAAAACCAGUGUGUCUGGUCGCUCACAACGGAUACGAAUUCGACUUCAAGCUGCUCCGGACGGAAUUCGAUCGUCUCGGACGUUCUCUACCUUCCAACCUGGUGUGUUGCGAUUCCUUGUUGGCUUUUCGGGAACUGGAGGGUGCAGAUUGGCAAGCGUGGAAGAGGCCGAGGAGGUCGUACGCCCUGCAGAAGAUGUUCGUCCGGACUUUCGGAGUGAAACCCAGAAACGUUCACGGUGCUGAAUCGGACGUGAUCACUUUACUCAAACUUGUGCUCAACCGAGAAAACGCAGUGUGCCGGUGGAUGGAUGAGCACGCAACGAGAUGGACGGACGUUCAGCCAUAUUACAUUCCGAAAAAGAUCUAGAAUGUGGUAAUUGUUUUUUCUCUUUCUCUCUUUGUUUUUGUGUGCAUACAAUUUCAGAUUAAUGGAAACGUGGCAUUUCUUCGAAUAGUCUUUUUUUUUUAGGCGAGA
Molecule: messenger RNA, 930 nt
Organism: Anneissia japonica
Lineage: Eukaryota; Metazoa; Echinodermata; Crinoidea; Comatulida; Comatulidae
Product: three prime repair exonuclease 2-like
Exons: 2
Coding region: 130-822 (230 amino acids)
Biological process (GO): DNA catabolic process
Cellular component (GO): cytoplasm
Molecular function (GO): 3'-5'-DNA exonuclease activity; nucleic acid binding
Source: RefSeq, a predicted model, not a curated record